AUGUUAAAGAGGGAUUCCAGCCUUGUCAAUCUGGAAAACGCUACAGGAAUUACUCCCUUAGAGAUUGCAGAGAACAAGCUCAUAACUUACCUUCUGCAAACCCUUAACACUACAAUCUUGAAAAUCAACCACGAAAAUUACAGAUCAGGCACCAAGUUCAAGCUCAGCGCAUUCAGCACCUUCAAUUCCAUAGAUGAUGAACUAACUAUUUUGUGGAAGAAGUGCAGUCAGAGUAAGAUCAUGCAGUUGCUGCGCAAUGCAUCAGCAAAAUCAGACAAGAAGAGGAUUCUCAUCAGCUUGCAGGAUGCGAAUGAGCUGGUGAGAUGUGGUGGUGAUGAUGAUGAGGAAGGGGACCGCGAUAGGGCUGGAAAUAGCAAUAACAUGAUGACUGAUAAGGUAAAAACAUGGAUGUCAAUAUUGGACAAGCGGUCUUUUGAGUGA
Messenger RNA from Paracoccidioides brasiliensis Pb18, 441 nucleotides. RefSeq lists its product as uncharacterized. Bases 1 to 441 code for a protein of 146 amino acids. The transcript is spliced from 3 exons. The record is from RefSeq and is a predicted model, not a curated record.